AGAACGUUUGUGCAUAAAUAAAAUUAUAUAUACUGAAUGCUCUAAAAUAAUUCGAGUGAAUUGUGCGUCUUGCAUUCGUCGAGCCAGCCAAGUUUAUCUGCGAAUGAAACACGAUGGCAACGAUUUUUCCUCGCUCCUGCAGAAGUGCAGUUAAUCAGGUCAGAGCAUUCCAUGCUUCUAGUGUGCAAAAUGCUGAGGCCAGACUCAAGACAUUUGCUGUUUACCGAUGGAAUCCUGAUCAACCCAACGAGAAACCAUACAUGAAAGAGUACAAGGUUGAUCUAAACACUUGUGGACCUAUGGUGUUGGACGCUCUGAUUAAAAUUAAGAAUGAAAUUGAUCCUACUUUAACUUUCCGUCGAUCUUGCCGGGAGGGUAUAUGUGGAUCCUGUGCCAUGAAUAUCGGUGGCACAAAUACUCUCGCUUGUAUUAGCAAAAUUGAUAGCAACUUAAACAAGGCCAGCAAGAUUUACCCAUUGCCCCAUAUGUAUGUCGUGAAAGAUUUAGUACCUGACAUGAACAAUUUCUACAAUCAGUAUCGUAGUAUUCAACCCUGGCUUCAACGUAAUGACGUCAAGGAAAUUGGGCAUCAGCAGUAUUUGCAAAGUGUUGAUGAUCGUAAGAAACUGGAUGGAUUAUACGAAUGCAUCCUGUGCGCUUGCUGUAGUACUUCUUGCCCGUCAUACUGGUGGAAUGGAGAUAAGUACUUAGGACCAGCUGUACUUAUGCAGGCAUAUCGAUGGAUUAUUGACUCCAGAGAUACUCAAGCAAAGGAGCGUCUUGAGAAACUUAGAGACCCUUAUUCAGUUUACCGAUGUCACACGAUCAUGAACUGCACCAAGACUUGUCCAAAGGGUUUAAAUCCUGGACGAGCCAUCGCUGAAAUUAAGAAGCUGCUUGGCAACGUAAUUGAAAAAGAAAAACCAGGUCUGAAUACGACGGCCCUGCAAAAUUAAAAACGGGAAGGGAGUUAGUCGCAGUUUAAAGUCUAUUUAAAACCAAUGAAAACCACCCAAAGCCUAUCUGAUGCUGUAUUAUUCUGUGUAAUCAUCAAGAUGAAUGAAUAAACUUAAACGAAAAAUAAAUCAUAACUAGAAAGAA
This is a messenger RNA of Cephus cinctus (wheat stem sawfly), 1101 nucleotides long. RefSeq names its product succinate dehydrogenase [ubiquinone] iron-sulfur subunit, mitochondrial (gene SdhB). The record is from RefSeq and is a predicted model, not a curated record. Gene Ontology annotation, molecular function: 2 iron, 2 sulfur cluster binding; electron transfer activity. The transcript has 7 exons. NCBI's taxonomy places the organism in Eukaryota, Metazoa, Arthropoda, Insecta, Hymenoptera, Cephidae. Gene Ontology annotation, biological process: tricarboxylic acid cycle; respiratory electron transport chain; aerobic respiration. Bases 114 to 956 code for a protein of 280 amino acids. Gene Ontology annotation, cellular component: mitochondrial membrane.